Molecule: messenger RNA, 1663 nt
Organism: Chinchilla lanigera (long-tailed chinchilla)
Lineage: Eukaryota; Metazoa; Chordata; Mammalia; Rodentia; Chinchillidae
Gene: Pepd
Product: peptidase D
Exons: 15
Coding region: 80-1561 (493 amino acids)
Molecular function (GO): metalloaminopeptidase activity; manganese ion binding
Source: RefSeq, a predicted model, not a curated record
UAUGGCCGCGCCCCCUUCAGUGGGACGCUGCUGAGCUUCAGCUGACGCUGCACUUCACGUGACUGCUCACCGGGUGAACAUGGCGUCCUCCGCGCGUCCUUCCUUUUCUCUGGGGAAUGAGACUUUGCAGGUGCCGCUGGCCCUCUUCGCCCUGAAUAGGCGACGCCUGUGUGAACGACUGCGAAAGAACGCGGCUGUGCAGGCUGGUUCGGUGGUGGUACUGCAGGGUGGCGAGGAGACGCAGCGCUACUGCACUGACACCUCAGUCAUCUUCCGCCAGGAGUCCUUCUUCCACUGGGCAUUCGGUGUCCUUGAGUCAGGCUGCUAUGGCACCAUUGAUGUUGAUACCGGCAAGUCGACCCUGUUUGUGCCCAGGCUUCCUGACAGCUAUGCUACCUGGAUGGGAAAGAUCCAUUCCAAGGAGCACUUCAAGAACAAAUAUGCUGUGGAUGAUGUCCAGUACACAGAUGAGAUCGCCAGUGUCCUGAUGUCGAAGAACCCCUCUGUCCUCCUCACCUUGCGUGGUGUUAACACGGACAGCGGCAGUGUUUGCAGGGAGGCCUCCUUCGAGGGCAUCAGCAAGUUCAGUGUCAACAACACCAUUCUUCACCCAGAGAUCGUAGAAUGCCGAGUGUUCAAGACAGACAUGGAGCUGGAGGUUUUGCGCUACACCAAUCGUAUCUCCAGUGAGGCCCACAGGGAGGUAAUGAAGGCUAUAAAAGUGGGAAUGAAAGAAUAUGAGAUGGAAAGCCUGUUCCAGCACUAUUGCUACUCCCGGGGUGGCAUGCGCCAUAACUCCUACACCUGCAUCUGCUGCAGUGGUGAGAAUGCCGCGGUGCUGCACUACGGACAUGCUGGGGCCCCCAACGAUCGUACGAUCCAGGAUGGAGACAUGUGCCUGUUUGACAUGGGUGGUGAGUAUUACUGCUUCGCCUCGGACAUCACCUGCUCCUUUCCCGCCAACGGCAAGUUCACCGAGGACCAAAAAGCCAUCUACGAGGCAGUACUGCGGAGCUGCCGUGCGGUCAUGAACGCUAUGAAGCCAGGUGUCUGGUGGCCUGACAUGCACCGCCUGGCUGACCGCAUCCACUUGGAGGAACUGACCCGCAUUGGCAUUCUGAGUGGCAGCGUGGAUGCCAUGGUCCAGGCCCACAUGGGAGCCGUGUUCAUGCCUCAUGGGCUCGGCCACUUCCUGGGCCUUGAUGUGCACGACGUGGGAGGCUACCCUGAGGGCGUGAAGCGCAUUGACGAGCCAGGUCUGCGGAGCCUGCGCACCGCACGGCAGCUGCAGCCAGGCAUGGUGCUCACCGUGGAGCCAGGCAUCUACUUCAUCGACCACCUCCUGGACGAGGCCCUGGCUAACCAGGCCCAAGCCUGCUUCUUUAACCGCGAGGUCCUGCAGCGUUUUCGCGGCUUUGGUGGGGUCCGUAUUGAGGAGGACGUUGUGGUGACUGACACCGGCAUGGAGCUGCUGACCUGCGUGCCCCGUACCGUGGAGGAGAUCGAGGCAUGCAUGGCAGGCAGUGACAAGGCCUUUACAUCCUUCUCUGGCCCAAAGUAGAGCCAGGGUCUGGCCUUGCACCCUGUCUCCAUGUCGACUGGCCCUCCGACGGUGAGAAACGGUGCUCAGAACCUGGAGCUUGGCAUCAAUAUUUGAUCAUAC